Messenger RNA from Drosophila montana, 1625 nucleotides. Its product is annotated as V-type proton ATPase subunit S1. The record is from RefSeq and is a predicted model, not a curated record. Bases 72 to 1358 code for a protein of 428 amino acids. The transcript is spliced from 5 exons. Lineage: Eukaryota; Metazoa; Arthropoda; Insecta; Diptera; Drosophilidae.
AAGAGUUUGUGGAAACAAAUUCACUUCAUAAAAAAAGUGUAGACUGAAAACUAUUCUCGUUGUUUUCCAAUAUGAAAAUAAUUCUAAUUUCGCUUUGGCUGGUUGGCUUUGGGUCAUGCACAAAUGUUCCCAGGACGCCGCCCGUUCUGAUCUGGGGCAUCAGUUUACCUGAUGCUCGCAGCAUCUUUCAGGUAAUCAAGUCGAAUCAUUUUACGAGUCUGCUGCGGUCGCUGCUCAAAGAGCACAUGCUGAUCGUCUACUUUGAGCCGGCGUUGACCUCGAAGGAUUUAAGCUGCAUGGAGUGCUUUACGUAUCUGCGUGGCGUGCAGCCGCGCACCUAUUACAGCCAGGUGCAGGAUCCGAUCCUGAGCGUGGAACUGCUCUUCGCGGAACGCGAAGAGGAAAUGAUCUGGAACAGAAAAAGAACCAUGUUGACGCUGACCUGCCGCACGAAUAGCAUCCACGUAUACAACUUCAGAGAUUCAAAUCUGACCACACACGAUGAUUUUAUGGAAGCCGUGGCCAGUAACUUGGAGAACUGUCCGGUCAUCCAUCUGUACACGGCGCACGCGGAGCAGACGAAGGCGCUGCAGCGGCGCCUUCAGCGCGAGAACGACAUCAUGAAGUUGGGGAAGCCGACGACGACGACGACGACAACAACAACAACAUCAAAAAAGCCUAAAAUGGGAGACAGCGACGUCAGGGAGCACGUGCCGCGCAACCGUUCGGCGGAGGAUCCGCCAAUUGUUGUGCUGCGACAUCCGAAGGGUAUCCUUUCGCUGGACAAGAUUGUGUUCGCCGAGGAGAUACCGAAAGGCCUGAAUGUCUACUACAAGCGCAUUCACAUCUACCCGAGCGGCAAGUCGUCGCUGAGCCUGCAGCUGAGGGAUAAAGCGAAUAUUUUAAAGGGCGUCAACUUCAUUAUUGACACCUCGCUGGGCCCGCUAAAAAUUAAGUUGGCGCCCGUUGUCGGUUGUUGGCGCAUUCCAAAAUUAAUAUUCCAAAAUACGACAUUCAUACCCAGGGAUUUGCUGUUCUAUGGCAAGAGGUUUAGCUUCUGCUGCCACGCCGUGACCGCCUACUCGAGCCAAGGAGCGCGCCUCACCCUCUACUCGUUGAGCAUGGACGUUGUCCUUGUGGAUACCAUUUCGGCCAUGGAUCCCGACUAUAUGCCGAGGGCCUGUUGGCACUGUGAGGAAUAUCUGACGCCCGGCAUUACGCAGGCCAUAUUCACGGUGUCCAUACUGUUGUCCCUGUUAGGUCUGGGUCUAACCAUGUUUCUGGAGAUGGGUCGCAACAUGCGGAUGCCGAACAUUAAUGACCCGGAACCGCAUUUGAAGGUCGCCUCCGAGCGUUAAACGGAUCGGAAAGGGAUCGCGAACUUGAAAGGCGAACCUCGCCCGAACCAUCGUUGCACAUUCUACAAUUUUUCUAUAUUCUAAGCUAAUUCACUUGCCUACAAAUCUAAACACAAUGAGGAGACAGAGAGAGGGAGGGAUGUAUGGAGGGGGGGAGGAAGGUGCUUUAAUAGUAAAAUAGUGUCAUUGUCGCGUUUGUUGUUGUUUCUUAUUGUAUUGUUAUUGUUAUUAAUAAAUAUUACUAUUGUUGCUGUGCACACACAUAAA